GGCUCCGCCCCGCCCCGGCCGGGCCGCCCGGCGGGCGGAAGAUGCUGCGCACCGGGGGCCGGUAGUACUAUGAUUUGGUAUGUGGCCGCUUUGGUAGCAAGUGUGCUCGGCGCCCGCGGGCUGCCCGUCCAAGGUGCCCUCGGCUCGAGGGAGGAGCCCGAGUUCGUGACCGCUCGCGCUGGCGAGAGCGUGAUCCUGGGAUGCGACGUGAUCCACCCGCUCACGGGACAGCCCCCUCCCUAUGUCGUGGAGUGGUUCAAGUUCGGCGUCCCCAUCCCCAUCUUCAUCAAGUUUGGGUUUUACCCUCCCCAUGUCGACCCAGAGUAUGCCGGCCGGGCCAGCCUGCACGACAAAGCCUCCCUGCGCAUUGAGCAGGUGCGCUCCGAGGACCAGGGCUGGUACGAGUGCAAAGUGCUCAUGCUGGACCAGCAGUACGACACCUUCCACAACGGCAGCUGGGUCCACCUCACGGUCAAUGCUCCCCCCACGUUCACGGAGACCCCACCGCAGUACGUAGAGGCGAAGGAGGGCAGCAGCGUCACCCUGACCUGCAUGGCGUUCGGGAACCCCAAGCCCAUCGUCACCUGGCUCAGAGAGGGAGACCUUUUGGGUGCCAAUGGCAAGUACCAGGUGAGCGACGGGAGCCUCACGGUGCUCUCGGUCAGCCGGGAGGACAGAGGUGCCUACACCUGCCGGGCCUACAGCAUCCAGGGCGAGGCUGUGCACACCACGCGCCUGCUCGUCCAAGGACCUCCUUUUAUCGUUUCCCCUCCGGAGAACAUCACAGUCAACAUCUCCCAGGAUGCGCUGUUCACCUGCCAGGCCGAGGCGUAUCCUGGGAACCUCACCUACCUGUGGUACUGGGAGGAGGAGAAUGUCUACUUCAAGAACGACUUGAAGCUGAGGGUGCGGAUCCUGAUCGACGGGACGCUGAUUAUUUUCCGUGUCAAACCAGAGGAUGCUGGAAAAUACACCUGUAUCCCCAGCAACAGCCUGGGCCGCUCGCCAUCAGCCUCUGCCUACCUGACAGUACAGUAUCCUGCCCGUGUGGUGAACAUGCCCCCCAUCAUCUACGUUCCCAUCGGGAUCCACGGGUACAUCCGCUGCCCGGUCGAGGCGGAGCCCCCGGUCACGCUGGUCAAGUGGAACAAGGACGGGCGUCCCCUGCGAAUCGAGAAGUAUUCCGGCUGGAACCUGCUGGAGGACGGGUCGAUCCGGAUCGAGGAGGCCACUGAAGAUGCUCUCGGCACUUACACCUGUGUGCCUUAUAACGCCCUGGGUACGAUGGGCCAGUCUCCCCCUGCCCGACUGGUACUGAAGGACCCCCCCUAUUUCACGGUGCUACCAGGCUGGGAGUACAGACAGGAGGCAGGGAGGGAGCUGUUGAUUCCUUGCGCUGCUGCAGGAGACCCCUUUCCCAUCAUCGCCUGGAGAAAGGUCCUCUCGGAAACGGGGGAACCGUCUGCCUUGCCACGACCGGAGAGACCGGAUCCCCUGCCGGUGGCCGGCGGUGUCCCCUGGGCCGCGCAGGUAGGGAAGCCCAGCAGGAGCAAGCACAACACGCUGCCCGGCGGGACCCUGCAGAUCCGCUCCCUCGGCAAGGACGACCACGGCGAGUGGGAGUGCGUCGCCACCAACAUCGUCGCGAGCAUUACUGCCAGCACCCACCUGACUGUCGUAGGGACAAGCCCUCACGCCCCGACCAGCGUGCACGUUGUGGCCGCCAUGACCUCAGCCAACGUCUCCUGGGAGCCCGGCUAUGACGGUGGAUACGAGCAGACUUUCUCAGUUUGGUACGGCCCUCUGAUGAAGAGAGCCCAGUUUGGACCCCAUGACUGGCUGUCUCUCCCUGUGCCAGCUGGUUCCAGUUGGCUACUGGUGGAUACCUUGGAACCAGAGACUGCUUACCAGUUCAGUGUCUUGGCUCAAAACAAGUUGGGCACCAGCUCCUUCAGUGAGGUGGUCACUGUGAACACUCUAGCAUUCCCUGUAACAACUCCAGAGCCUCUGGUGUUGGUUACCCCACCGAGGUGCCUAACAGCCAACCGGACACAGCAAGGCGUCCUCCUGUCGUGGCUCCCUCCCGCCAACCACAGCUUCCCCAUCGACCGCUACAUCAUGGAAUUCCGCGUGGCGGAGAAGUGGGAGAUCCUGGAUGAUGGCAUCCCGGGCUCCGAGAGCGAGUUCUUUGCCAAGGACUUGUCCCAGGACACCUGGUACGAGUUCCGUGUGCUGGCGGUCAUGCAGGAUCUCAUCAGUGAACCCAGCAACGUCGCUGGCGUGUCCAGCACAGACGUUUUCCCUCAGCCUGACCUGACGGACGAGGGCCUAGCCCGCCCGGUGCUGGCUGGCAUCGUUGCCACCAUCUGCUUCCUGGCUGCUGCCAUCCUCUUCAGCACACUCGCCGCCUGCUUCGUCAACAAGCAACGCAAACGCAAGCUCAAGCGCAAGAAAGACCCUCCUCUCUCGAUAACCCACUGCAGGAAGAGUUUGGAGUCCCCGUUGUCUUCCGGCAAGGUGAGUCCCGAGAGCAUCCGCACGCUCCGUCCCCCCUCGGAGUCCUCUGAUGACCAGGGCCCGCAGGCCAAGCGGAUGCUGAGCCCCACCAAGGAGAAGGAGCUCUCCCUUUACAAGAAGACCAAACGAGCCAUCAGCAGCAAGAAGUACAGCGUCUCCAAGGCGGAGGCCGAAGCCGAGGCCACCACUCCGAUCGAGCUCAUCAGCCGCGGGCCGGAUGGACGCUUUGUCAUGGACCCGGCGGAGAUGGAGCCCUCCCUGAAGACACGGCGGAUCGAGGGCUUCCCCUUCGUGGAGGAGACGGACAUGUACCCCGAGUUCAGGCAGUCAGACGAGGAGAACGACGACCCUGUCGUCCCCACCUCCGUGACCGCCCUGAAAGCCCAGCUCACCCCUCUGUCCUCCAGCCAGGAGUCCUACCUUCAGCCACCAGCAUACAGCCCCCGGUUCCACCGGGCGCUGGAGGGUCCUGGCGCCCUGCAGGCCACCGGCCAGGCCCGCCCGCCGGCCCCCCGGGCUUUCCACCACCAGUUUUACGGUUACCUCAGCAGCAGCAGCCCCGGGGAGGUGGACCCGCCGCCCUUCUACAUGCCAGAAGUCAGCCCGCUGAGCUCGGUCAUGUCCUCCCCACCACUGCCCCCCGAGGGGCCCUUCGGACACCCCACCAUCCCCGAGGAGAAUGGGGAGAAUGCCUCCAACAGCACGCUGCCCCUGGCCCAGACCCCCACGGGGGGCCGGUCCCCCGAGCCCUGGGGCAGGGCCGAGUUCCCCUUCGGCAGUCUGGAGCUGGCCCCUGCGCCGUUCCCCCACCAGCUCCAGCCCUGCGAGGCGGCCGAGGGCUCCCAGCCCACGGGCUGCCUUCCUCGGGGGCCGCCCCCCUCCUCCCUCCAGGUGGUCCCCGCAUCCUACUCGGGCAUCCUGCCCCUGGAGGCACCAAAGAGCUGGACCGGCAAGUCACCGGGCAGGGGUCAAUCCUCUGUGCCCACUACCACCAAGUGGCAGGACAAACCUAUGCAACCCAUGGGAUGUCAAGGGCAGCUAAGACAUACCAGCCAAGGUAUGGGCAUACCCGUGUUGCCUUACCACGAACCGUCCGAGCCCGUCGGCCCCAGCGGCACAAGCACAUUCAGCCUGGACACCAGGUGGUACGAGCCCCAACCCCGACCUCGGCCCAGCCCUCGGCAGGUCAGGAGGGCUGAGCCCAGUUUACAUCAGGUGGUGCUACAACCUUCAAGGCUUUCUCCUCUGACCCAAAGUCCCCUGAGCUCCCGCAACAGCUCCCCAGAGCUGACUGCCCGCGCCCGGCCCCGCCCGGGGCUCAUCCAGCAGGCAGAGGUGUCGGAGAUCACGCUGCAGCCGCCCGCGGCCGUCAGCUUCUCCCGCAAAUCCACGCCGUCCUCCACGGGAUCUCCGGCGCCGAGCAGCCGCGGGGACAGCCCCAGCUUCCGACCGACCACCGCCUUCACCCCCGUGGGCACCGGCUUCUCCAACUCCCAGGGCUCCUCCCUGCCCGUGGACACCAUGGAUGUUUUCGGAGACAUCCCUUCUCCAAGGAGGGCUGGCGAGGAGAUUCUCCAACCAGAGCCGACAUCCACCACCACGGUAGCCGCCACAGGAAAACGUCCAUCUCCGCCCGGGGACGCUGCUGCACCUGAGAGGCUCGAAGCUCUGAAAUACCAGCGGAUAAAGAAGCCCAAAAAGUCAUCCAAGGGCUCUUCGAAAUCCAGAAAACAACCCAACGGCUCUGCCUCCCAGGUUCAGCACCCUCCCAGCUCUCAGGUACUGUCGCCUGACGAAGCUGUCUGCCUCCGCAAGAAGAAGAGACACCCUCGUCAGGACCCCUUCGCCCGGCUCUCAGCGCUGAAGGACGACCUCUGCCACCGGCAGCUCCCUGAAGACCAGACAGCCAUUCUCAACAGCGUAGACCACGAUGACACCAGCGGACACGCCACCCUGCUCUAGCCUAGCGCCGGUCCCAGGAGGUGGAAUAGGAGCUGGUGGAGGGAGCUGGUGUCGCACCACGGGGGGAUGGAGGUGGUGGGAAAGAGGGGGGGACACCCCUACACUGUCACCUCUCUGAGGGGUUCAGUGGGGACAACCUGGGGGAUGCUUUGGGGAGGAUGCUUUGGGCUGGGUGUUCCUCAAAUCCACUUCUCCCCCACCCCAAACUGUUUAUGUGGGGCGGGAAGGGGGGUGUUGCACCUUGGUUUUGGAAAAGAUCUCUAGGCUUCAAGGGCAUGGGUGGAGCUUUUGACAUCUGCGUCCGCAGCACGUGUUUAGGGGGAGAGUGUGGGAUUGAGCAGCUGGCCCUCAAUCGCCGGAAGAAAUUGAAUGACACAGGGUGUAAUUAAGUGACAAGAACCUAACAACCCAGGCGGGAACUGGUAAUCCCAUGAAUCUGAUUAUGAUAAAAACAUGACCAAAUAAUCCCAGGAAAGCUGUAAUUGUGAAAAUCUCCCUGCCUCCCCCUUCCCAGCCUCCUUUGACGUGAAGGUAACAGCAGCAAAACCAUCCAUGACAUCUUUCCUUACCUAUCUCUGAAAGGGGAAAGCCAGAAAGACCCCGAGCCUUGGAAUCAAUGUGAGAUGUGAGAAAUCACCAUUUGUCUGUGUGCAAACACACUCGAGCCUCGGUGACGCGCGCUCGGCGCCGUGCGAGCACGCGGGUACGGGGCUGACGUGAUCUGAGGGUGUUUCCCCCUCCAGGUGUGGCGUGGGCCAGCUUUGAUGAGGGUGGGUUUGAUUAAUUCUGUGUAUCUCAGGCGAAUGUCCCUCAGUGCCGAAUGGUGAUGUCAUUUCUUACUGUGUGAUGUUUGAUCUCUGCCGGUGACCGCGGAGUGGGGAGACGCAGGCGUGCGAACGAGCGGGGUUUGGCUGUGUGUCCCCAAAGCCUCCGUCGGCAGGUGCUGAGCCCCGGGGAGAGCAUCUGGAAGUGCCCAGCUCUGCGGAUGGACGUGGAUGGCUCCGUGCAAAGCUAAGCCUAGUGUUUUGCGCCAGCUUGAAAUGUGUUGCCGCUGGUUUCACCGUUUUUCCCUUUUUCCUCCUGCUCCAGCCCGGAUGUGUCGGCUGUGACACCCGCCGGGGUUGUUUCCCUCCCUUUGCCCCCUGUUCCCCUCGGUAAUGCUGUUCUAACUCUUCACCAGAAUGUAUUUCCUCUUCAGAAUAGGGUAGGUUUGGUGGCUGGUGGUUUUCUGGAUUGCAUAGGCCUUUUUUUUCGGUUUGUUUUUAGCAGGCAAGGUGUAACCCGAGGACAGCUGGGCUCACUUUCCUGCUCUGCCUCCACUCUCUGACUGCGUGGCCUUGGGCAAGUCACUUGACCUCUCUGUGCCUCAGUUCUCCCAUCUGUAAAAUGGGGAUAAGUCAUAUUUAAGCACUUUGGACAAGCACUUGGUGGCCUACAGACUGCAAGUGCUAUGUAAAUGCUUAGUGCUAAUACCAAGCAAUCCCUACCUUUAAAAUAUUUAGAGUUGGUUCUUUUUCUUUUUUUUUUUUUUUGUUUUUUAGAUUGAAGUGGUAAAAUCAACCACUGCAUCCAGGUUUGCACAGUUCUUCCUCUGCGGUAAAGUGCUAAACCCUCCAGCCUGCCUGGGAAUAAAACACAGAGUGUUUCAUGUAGAUAUUCUUGCUUUGAGUGGAUUCAGGCUGUAGAAAAAGUGUCAGGAGAGCUGGAGAGCCCGCAGGCAUGUUUUUAGCCCCAGGCUCUCUAUUUGCAUAUGAAACUUUUGUUUAUUCCCAGGUAGAAUUGCCAAGAGAUUCUCUGCAAUCUCGCCUUUAAUUCUGCUUUGCCUUGGUUUUUUGCUCUUGCUGCUGGUUGAAGCUCCAAGGGCUGAGAUGUUUGGAGAAAGACGAGAGCUCUGAGUUGUGAUCUGGCUCUCCGACCACGCCACGCUUUUAGGUCGGAGCCUGUUGAUUGCUCUGCCUCCACUUACCUGGUUUUAGAGGUUGUGCUUCCUCUCCCAGCAGGAUGCUCGGGAACCUGUGACCACCAAAAGCAGAGCACCGUGUCUUUUCCAAUCUCCAUGCCCUAAGUAAGGUUUGAACCACUGGACAAUGAAUCCUCUAAAUCGAUAACCAGAUAUUUCUGAGCUUUAACAACUUUGUGUAGGUGGUCUCAAACCGUCAGCAGGUUUAUCUCGGGAAGGAGGGAGGGUCUGGCAGAAAUGCCCCUCUCUUUCCAGCCUGCACCAGGGCUUUUUAUUGACGUGACGAGUGACCUGAUGUAAGAACCUCAACUCUCAGAGUGAGAACUCAACCUUGCUAACAGUAUGACUGUGGAUUUCUUUUCUUUGGGUGUGUUUUUAGGGGUUUUCCCUAGAACCUGCUCGGAUCUGAAUUGAUUUAAUGCCAUUCUCCCGCUCUGCAGCGGGGAAAACUCUGCCUGGCUUGGCCAACUUCAGCUCACCAGUGACUCCAGCUGGGCUGCUCCUGACAGACAAGUGACCCUCGGGGCCGGGGGAGGCCUGGGGGCUCUGUGCUACCUGUGCCACGGCCAACUUGCUCUUCCUUUUGCUCUCAUUGCCUCAGCCUCUCCAACAGAGGGUUGCUUUUCCAUCUGAGUGCUUUCCAAACGAUUUACGACACCCGUUCGGAUGGGCCAGGCACUGUCUUCAGGCUCUUGAGGUUGCUACCUCAGGACUGUGCCCCAUCCCAUCUAAAGGAGCUCUAGAGGACUUGGAGCGCAGGGCAGGUUGACGGAGCAUGCCGGCUUGCUGGGUCAGUCUUUUGAGAGUUGUUUUCCUUUUGCAGGUGUUUUGAGCCACUGGGCUUUUCAUGGUCUUCGACCUUUAGAGGCUGGAGCUACAGCCCUCUCUCUUUCAGCCGUGUACCUGCCACGCUGCUGGAGUGGGAAAUCCCGCCCGGGCGCCUCGUGGAAGCAACUCCUCCCUAAAACCAUCCUUAACUCCUUUCCCUGCUAGACCGAGUUACCUUCUGAUAGACUCGGGCCGUGCUUUGGCUGACUGGCUCGCCUCUUGCUUUGGCAACCUCCUCGCUUCUCCCAGCCCUUUGGUUCCCAUGCCCUCCAGGGUUGCUCCUCUCUCCUUCUGUGGACCUGGAAACAUCGAAGCCGUGUCAGACGAUGCCAAACACUUCCCCCAUUUCACCCCCGUUUGAACUCCGUGUCGCUUUGGUGGUUUGCAAACACAGCUGCUGUUGCUGCUGCUGCUGCUUCUUCAUUUUUUUUUUUUUUAUUUUUUUUAUUUUUUUCCUUUCACGCUGCAAAAUAUAUGAUUUUUAUCUUCCUGGGCCAAACUCUCUUAUUUUCUAAGCUGGUCUGAGGUAGAUGGCUCUUUCUGUAUCCGUAACCGUAUGAUUCCUCCUUGCACGUUACGAACGCGAUGUUCCAAUAGGUCCCUUGGCAAAUCCUGGCCCACGGUGAAAAAAUGCCUCUGAAUCACUGGGGUUUGUCCCUGGGCUCUGCUGAGGUGUCAGUGCAGGGGUGCCAGCCCGGUUUUGGGGGGUCCUUGCCGGUGCUUCCCCCUGCAAGGUGGCCACGGUGGGAAUGCUCCAGCACUGGUUUCAUGCCGCCGUGGGGUUGCAGGAUUGGGGCACCCUGAGCUGGGGGAGGCAGCAUGGAGAGGUGGGUACAGGAUGCCACUGAGAUCCUGUGGAAAAGGGGUGGUCCUGGGGUGCUGUCCCCUGCAGCCUGUCCAACAAUGAGUCCUGGAGCAGGCAGGGGAAAAGGGCAGGGGAAGUGCUUUGCCUGCUUUUCCAGCAGGACUUGCUGAGCUCUCGUCCUCGUGUUUCUAAGGUGACUUUGCCGUGCAGCCCCAGCAGCGUUUUGGUUCUGCGGUGUUGACGUGAAGGAAAAUGCAAGUUAGUGAAAGGGGGGAGAGGGAACUCAGGGCUCAUUUGUGGGGCCCUAUUUCUGUGCCUGCCACAACAGCACCCACAGGCACAGGGAACGAUGACUUUGUGGGGUGGGGGAGCUGGAAGGUCCCAGGGUCUCUUCCCAGUCUGAACCUCGGCGUGGUUUGCAGUCUGCCCCCUGAGCUGAGAGGUCUCCAUGAGCCCCAGGGUGUCUGUGUGAGCAGGGGAUGCUUUUCCUGGGAGGAUUCUCAUUCCUGCUGCCCUGUGACUUGGAGGCUGCUUUUGGGCACUGGUGGGCUCCAGGCUGUUCAUCUGGUGUUUGUCAUCUUGUCAGCUGGCUCAGUGCCACCCGUUUGGAGGAAGGCUGGAGGUGAUGCUGUUUGGAUAUAUAAAUGUAAAGGGAAUGUAAAGGGAAUAACAACUUGCUGUACCUGCCUCUGGGAGUGUUGAGGACACUGGAUUUGGGCUCAGCAGCCCAGGCACGGUCCUGGCAGGGCUUAGUCAUGUCUGGUGGCAUCUGAACAUGACACACAUUCCAGAUUCAUUGCUGCUCCUACCUUGCUGUCUGUAUUAGGACAAAAUCCGCCUGGCAUUUUGGUUUCUCUUCCUGCUUCAGGCAGUGACGUAGGUUUGGGAGUUCUUGGAGUUUUGGAUUGGUUUCAGCUGUAGCUCUUGUCUGGAGGUAUUUUUCCAUAAGGCUGGACCUUCAGGGAUUUCCACAUGUCCCACAUGGGCUUGCUGCAGCCCCAGACUGAAGUCAGGGAGUUUUUGGAAGGAAAUCUUCUCAAGGAACCGGAGUAAAACCCACUGUACAUAUGAGAUAUAAAUAGAUAGAGAAGCGUAGGACAAAGGUAGAUAGGUUUGCAGAAUUCAGUAGAUUUGCAUGUUGGGGUAUGUGUGUCUCUAGGGGAGAGUUUAGAGCUGUGCUGGAGCUGGGGAUCAGGAUGGGCAAGGCAGGGAAGGGGCUGGGAGCAGCUGCAGCCUGAGGGGAAUUUGGGGAUGGAGAGGCACCAGCGUGACCUGCUCUGCGGCCCUGCUGCACACAACAGAUUGCUCUGUUUCAUUUUUUCAUCCCCAGUUUUUAGCUUUGCUUUGUUCACUGUCUGUGGCUCACCCCUGGGCCGUGACAAGGAGGAGCAGGAAGGACAGGCCCUGUGCUCUGCGUGUCCGGGGCACGUGGGGCACGACACGGGACACGACAAGGGAGGAGGAUGUCACGUUGCCUCAUCUCUGGUGCCACUGCUUAAAGAAAAAGCUGCACCAUGCGAAAACCCUUCCCUCAAGUCCCUCUAGAUGCUGCUCUCUGGUUACUCAUGUGAAAGCAUUUUGCUUUGUGUCUGUUCUUCCCAGAAAAGCGUGAGUCAGAAGGGAUGAGAGAGGGAUACAGCUAAAUUUGUCCCCUGAGCUGAGGAAUGCAGCACCGACUGUGCCAGCCGGCCACAGCAGUGCCUCCUGGGAGGGACAAGAUGUUCCUGACAGUGUCUUUUUAUUUUAAACCUCAUUAGCAGGACUUUGAGGAUCUGAGGCAGAGAGGGGAUUUGGUCACAGUGAUGCCAGAGCUGGUACUGACCCCAGGCAUGGGGGCAGCCGGGUUUGGGCUGGAUUCCCACUGCUCUCCCUGGGUAGCCCUUACAGAAAGCAGGAUAUUUACUCCUAUUUCCCCCUUUCAGCUCAAUUUGUUGGGUUUUUUUUUUAUUUCUGAGUAUCUUGACUCCUCUCUGCCCAUGUUUGUGGGAGGGAGAGGUGGGAAGUGCAGUUGUUCCUAUUCGAGCUCUGUCAGGGAACGCCUGAUCCAGGAACUGAGGGCUGGGAAGCAGCGACCAGAUUUGGCAACACUGGUGCCAGCAAAAGAAGAAACUUAAUAUUUCACUUAAUUCCCAUCAGCUGGCACAUCCCCAAGCAGGGAGGACCAGUGUGGUUGUGGGAAGGGACUGCAGAUGGGUGACUGGGAUGAGAGGGAGCCGUGUUUGCCCGUUUUCCCCAUUUUUAGGUGUUUUGGCACAGCUGGCUGAGCUCUUCUCCUUGGCAUUGUGUGGCAGCAGGAGGAGCAUCCCCAAUCCUGGGGCUCUGGCUGACUUUUGAUACGUGCAUGGAUGGAGGAAGGACCUGGGGAGGGGGUGGGCAGAGAAAGGGGGGGCAGAGGGGCUGGUCCAGGCUCGGGGGUGUUGGAUGAGGCAAGCAUGCUCUGUACAGGUACAUAAGGAUUUUUAUACUGGUUGCAGUGGGGUGGGAAAUGCAGGAUGGAGGGGCUGGCAUCCCCCAUGGAGGACAGUUUGCCCAGAUUUUGGAUUUACCAUCAAAAUGACACUUUCUCUCCCAGGAGGGCUUUUAUUCUUGUUCUCCUGAGGUUGCGGGGCUGCAAAAGAGGGUGCCCAUCUUCCCGGGUCUGAAAGCUCCUCGGAUUUCCACCCACUCCCCCCCAGCACUUAGAUUAAAAUAAAACACAAAAAAAAAAAAGACUU
Molecule: messenger RNA, 10786 nt
Organism: Parus major (Great Tit)
Lineage: Eukaryota; Metazoa; Chordata; Aves; Passeriformes; Paridae
Gene: IGSF9B
Product: immunoglobulin superfamily member 9B
Exons: 21
Coding region: 70-4479 (1469 amino acids)
Biological process (GO): cell-cell adhesion
Molecular function (GO): protein binding
Source: RefSeq, a predicted model, not a curated record